UUUCUUUGUAUGGAAGAGUAGAUAGAUAGCUUUUCAAUUCAGGUUCGGGAUUUGGUUUGGCGCUGUUUUGCCUCGGAUGUCCAUUGUUCUUUCCAAAUUCGAAACAGGAGAACCAAUUUCUGCCCUAAUCCGUAGUCGACGGAGACCUGCGCCAGCAUCAAUCAAAUUAUCUACAGGAAUGGAAUCGAUAAAGGAGCUCACCUCAAUGAAAGAGAGACAGCUUAAGACAAUGCAGCAUGAACUUGGAUGUACCGUGGCAGUACUCAGAAUGAAGAAUUUGGCAUUGGAUGAGAAGGAGAAACUGAAUAAAGAACUGAGCGAGAAGAUCAGAAUUGUGGAGGAGCAUGCUAAUAAUGCUGUGGAUGCAACAAUUAUAAGACCAACCCAGUUAGUUAGUAACAGCAUGAAUCCACAAUCAGAUGAAAAGGAGCUGUACAAUGAAUUUUGUGAGAAUGCCAGAGCCGAGCACUCCACUGUGUGGAGGAUACAACGGGUGCAUCAAUAUCUUACUCUAAUAGUAAUAGCCUGUCCACCAACAGCGAUAGGAGGUGUAUACUGAGAAAGAAAAGCUUCACUACCUUGAACCAUCAAACAGCGAGGAAAACAGAUAAUGAACCGGAGAAGGUCAUAGCUGAGGUACUCAGCUACACAUCCUCUUUUCCUUAGUUUGUUUCUCUCGCUACUUCUUGAUUUGCAACUUUUAAGCAAAGGACUCGAGUAUGUUGAGCUUGCAACAGACUCACCAUGGUUAAAGUUAGUAAAAGUGGUGCCAUACCCUAGGAACUAAGAAUUGAAUGCAACUCUAGGAACUAAGAAUUGAAUGCAUCGACUGUCAUGUGAUAUUCGAUAUGUUGUCUUAUUAUUGAGUUUCAACAGUUAAUAUCCCCCUUCUUCCCUUUUUCGGAGAGGUUGAAGAAAGAAUCAAGUGAGAAGAACAAGGAUGCCAAGGUAUUUGGUGACGCUCCCCUUUUAAGGAAAUUAGUUUGGUUACACAAAUAUUUGGCUGACAUUGCCUAUUCUAACUUCCAAUUUAAGGAGCUCUCCAAGUGCGCUGAAGUUGGGACUGACACAUCAAAAUGCCAUAUAGUUGACAGUGACAUGGCUUGUGAAACCAACAGAAGGCCGAACACUUAGAAGUCACAAUAAGUGAAGUGUUGGUUUGGGUGUAGACCAAACCUGUCAGGCGAGCUCGAGCGGGCGAUGAGCUCCUUCAGGCGAGCUCGACAAGAUCUGCAGGCGAGCUCGGGGUCGAAGUUCAGGCGAGCUCAACUACGCAGCGCAGGCGAGGAACUCCAAGCGAGCUCGGGGUUGAGGCGAGAUGCAGGCGAGCUCGGUCGACAUCAGGCGAGCUCUGAGUCGGGUUGACACAGACGACGUGGAAUCAGGCGAGCUCAAGCGCUCGUUUGAGUGCGGGACAGGCUGUCGACAGCCCACCUAGGGUUUCCUUAUAAAAGAAAAACCCAGAGCCCCCUCUGUUGCUUCUUCUCUCUCUCCUUCUCACGACUAUAAGCCUUGGCGGCGACGACCUUCUCUCUCUGCUCUCUUCUUUUUCUCCAGCGUUCUCUCAAAGAUUUGAGGGGAGGGGGAUUUUAUUAAGAAGGGAAUUGUUGAUUGUGAGGGAGGAAUUAAAGAGGGGGGAAUCAACACUGUAGCAAUCAACACUACUGUAGCUAUAGUGUUGAUUAUAUUUUAUUGAGAGAUCUUAAAUUUGAUAUCUGAUCUUGUAUUGUAAUUUCUUGUUGAUUAAUAAGAAAUUAAUUGUGUGGCUUCUGAGAACGUAGGCAAGUUUGCCGAACCUUGUUAAAUCUUAGUGUACUUUUCUCUAUACUACGUUUUUGUUGCUUUAGGGGUUUAGUGUAGCCCCGGGUAUUCCCCAACAAAUGGUAUAAGAGCUUGAAACGAUUUAGAGGAAGUCAGAUUCAAGUGGGAGCAAUGGCCGCAGAUGAAGGAAAUAUGAAAUUAGAGAAGUUUGAUGGAUCAGAUUUCAGAUUCUAGAAAAUACAGAUAGAGGGUUAUCUGUAUCAGAAAAAUCUGUAUCAACCUCUCUCAAGGAAGAAGUCGGAGGGUGUGAAGGAAGAAGAUUAGAAUUUUCUAGACAGAAAGGCCCUCGGGGUUAUUCGUUUGACGUUAACCCACAAUAUUGCUUUUAACAUUACAAAUAAAAAGAUCACGACGGGUCUUAUAGCAGCACUCUCAAAAUGUAUGAGAAGCCAUCAGCCUCAAACAAAGUUCAUUUGAUGAGGCGAUUAUUCAAUCUGCGAAUGACGGAAGGUGCAUCAGUAGCACAUCAUCUCAAUGAACUCAAUACAGUCACGACCUAAUUGAGUUCAGUUGAUAUUGAGUUUGAUGAAGAAGUACGAGCGUUGAUCCUUUUAUCUUCCCUACCAGAAAGCUGGAAUGCUACAGUCACAACUGUGAGUAGCUUGUCGGGAAGCAACAAGUUGAAGUUCGAUGACGUUCGUGAUCUAGUUCUCAGUGAGAAGAUCCGACGGAGAGAGUCGGGUGAAGCUACAACCUCUUCAAUAUUAUAUACAGAGUCAAGAGGUAGAAAUUCAACCAGAGGAAAUAGAUUAAAGGAUAGCGGUCCAAAUCCAGGAAUCUCAGCAGCUCAAAGGCUAUUGAGUAUUGAAAGUGCGGGAAAACUGAACACUACAAGAAUCAGUGCAAGAGUACACAGAAGGAGUGGGAGGCAAAGGCAGAUGCAAAUGUUGCUUCCACCUCAAGAGGAGAUGAUGCAUUGAUAUGCUCUUUGGAGAACAAGAAGGAGCCUUGUGUGUUGGACUCUGGAACAUCAUUCCAUGCUACUUCUCAGAAAGAAUUUCUCGAGAAGUAUAUCCUCGAGAACCUUGGAAAUGUAUACCUUGAUGAUGAUCAACCGUGUGCUAUUAUUGGCAAAGUUGUAGUAAGAUUAAGUUGAACGGGUCAGUAUAGGAGCUGAAGGAUGUCAGACAUAUUCCCGAUCUGAAAAAGAACUUAAUCUCAAUAAGCCAGGUGGCUAGUGAAGGAUACACUAUGACUUUCCAUGGUGAUGAUUGGAGGAUUUCGAAGGGCGCAAUGACGAUUACCCGAGACAAGAAGAAGGAUACCUUGUAUAUGAUAGCGGGUGCACAUUGUUUGAUUUCAAUUACAGUAGACAAUGAGACUUCAAAGCUGUGGCACCAGAGACUCAGUCAUAUGAGUAAAAAUGAGAUGAAUAUUAUGCAUACAAAGGGAAAACUCCCAGGUUUACAAUCAGUAGAGAUUGAUAUGUGUAAAGAAUGCAUAUUUGGAAAGCAGAAGAGAGUCAGCUUCCAGACAAGUGGCAGAACCCCUAGGAAAGAGAAGCUAGAGCCCGUUCACUCAAAUGUUUAGGGACCAACCACCACCGCGUCCAUUAGUGAAAAACACUACUUCGUGACUUUUAUUGAUGAUCACUCUCGAAAAGUAUGAGUCUACUUUCUGAAACACAAGUCAGAAGUGUUUGAAGCUUUCAGGAGAUGGAAAGUCAUAGUCGAGAAUGGGACCGGUCUGAGAAUAAAGAAGCUUAGGACCGACAAUGGCGGUGAAUAUGAAGAGACCGGAUUUAAAAAGUUCUGCUAUGAGCACGGAAUCAGAAUGGAGAGAACCGUGCUCGGCACGCCUCGGCACAAUGGUAUAGCUGAGCGCAUGAACAAAACGUUGACAGAGAGAGGUAGAAGCAUUCAGAUAUAGUCAGGUCUACCGAAACAGUUAUGGGCAGAAGCAGUCAACACAGCAGCUUACUUGAUCAACCAAGGUCCAUCGGUUCCAUUGGAGCACAGAAUACCAGAUGAGGUAUGGUGCAGAAAGGAGGUAUAACUCUCACAUCUCAAAGUUUUUGGUUGUGUAACUUACGUGCAUAUUAGUGAUCAAGGCAGGAAUAAUGUGAUAUUCAACGAGAAGGUGAUGUACAAGAACAUGCACAUGACAUAUGACUUAGAGAACGAGUCAAUAUUUGUAGAUGCUGAUGAUGUCACGAGUAACCUCUCGGAAGAACCCAAUGCAGAAAGUCCUCAGCCAGAAGAGCCUGUUGGACAGAAGGGUGCGUAGGAGCCCGACGCACCAGCUCCGAUAUUUUAAGUUUAUGUUUAAGUCAAUAUUAAGUUUUUUAUUGAUGGUAAAUUUAAGUUUAAGUAAAUAGUAAACUUAAGUUAACAAUAUAUUAGUUAACAGUAAACUUAAGUUUAAGUUUAUUGUUAACUUAAACUUAACAGUAAUUUGAGUUGAGAAUGAGUUUUUCACUGUUGAGAUGAACUUAUAAUUUGAGUUGCGAAGUAUAAACAUACAAAGAACUAUUAUAAUUGGUAAACUAAGCAAUUU
Asparagus officinalis (garden asparagus) is the source of this 4317-nucleotide messenger RNA. RefSeq lists its product as uncharacterized. The transcript is spliced from 8 exons. Bases 77 to 559 code for a protein of 160 amino acids. Lineage: Eukaryota; Viridiplantae; Streptophyta; Magnoliopsida; Asparagales; Asparagaceae. The record is from RefSeq and is a predicted model, not a curated record.